Molecule: messenger RNA, 1581 nt
Organism: Symbiodinium sp. CCMP2592
Lineage: Eukaryota; Dinophyceae; Suessiales; Symbiodiniaceae
Source: the annotation of a GenBank genome assembly
AUGGCUGUGAACGUCACGUCCGAUGCAUGGUUUGGCAGAGUGGGGCCUGGGCCUUCCAGAAUUGAGGUUGAUGGAUCAUUUGGAUCGUUCAUGGCCAAAACUCUUAGACCUUGUUCGUAUGCGGACUCGAGGCAUGGCUGCAUGGAUGGAUGGGAGCCCAUGGACGGCUCGGUUGUGAAAUUCGAUCUCGUGGAGAAGAUCCGAACGAAACGGGACGAAGGGUGGGCUUAUAACACCACGUGUGGACUCGAAGCCUUGAAGCAGCUCGAGAGGGCCUCCUUCACCGGUCCGCGACCACCGAGUCAGAAGGACUGGUGGACUGCUUUCCAGCUCUUGGGAUUGCUCAGACACGACCCACGUCUGUCGUCGGAGUCAGAGCUGGUCAAGAGAAUCUCGGGGUCCAUGGCGAAGCACUUGACGAACCACCUCCUCAACGGAUCAUCGUUGAUCUCCACUCUGGGCGAGGUGGUUGAGGUGGUUGCUGAGUUUCCUUUGAAGCCCCUUCAGGAAGUUGACCAGGCAGAACAGUGGUCCCAAGUCUAUUGGACAUGUCGAGGGGGCUUUCGAGGUAACGGCGCAAAGCUAUCCGGCAUGUUCCUCGAAAGGGGGGGGAAAGCCGUCGCUGGAAAGGCCUUCUUGUUAUUGUCACGCCCUUCUCUGUCAAGCCCUUAUCCAAGACCCUUGGAAUGCUGGCAAUACCUUGAGAAGCAGCACCUCGCAAACAUGGGGCCGCUCGAGUUCGUCAAUUUGCUCCACUGUCUCGCACAAGCCAAAGUUCCGAACGCUCAACUUAGACCAUUCGGCAUGCCGAAACAAACUGAGAUGAGAUGGAAUGGAGAAGUUGCAGAGGAGAUUGCCAGCUUAUUGCCCGACAGACUACGUGGGGUUUUCAAACCUCAGGAGGUCAGAUCGUUGGAGCACUUGGGCAGUUGCGUGCACACAGUUUUGUCUGCAAGCAGACAGAUGGAGAUCUUCCACUGGCCGCUCCUGGAGACAUGCAUUGAGUGCAUAUGGUGCCUGGCCCAGUUGAACUGGCACGAUCUCUUCGAGCGGCUGAAACUGCCGAAUCCAGCCCUAGCAGCGUUGUCUUCCUUCCUCUUCAGUCCCACCGAGCCCACACCGGCUUUGUCUGAGUUGUACGAAGCGGUGAAGGCUCGACCAAGCCAAAGCCGCAUCAAAAUACUGCACAACUGGGUAAGUGUCGUCGCGCGCGCAGCAAGGCGGCUGGUCAGGGCGCUUGAUGUUGAGAUGGAGAACCCUGACGAGCGGAUAUGCAACAUGCAGUGCAGACUGAUGGUGAUGAGUGCGAUGGCCAUGACGCAUCUCGACAUGAAGACGGUCACUUCUUUGUUGACAUCCAUCCGGACAGUCGCCAGAAGAUACCCCACACGUCUUGAUGCAAGCUUUAUCCAGUCGGCAGUCCAGAGGGGUCGCGCACUCGCAAGUAACUGCUUCGAAGAGGAUCGGAAGUUCCAGCAAGCGCUUGCAGCUUACUUGAGGCUCCCCCAGCAGUGUGGCAUUUUCGGAAAGUUGCGUGAGGAGCUGCAGGCCCAUUUGGCUGAUCUCCGAGCAGGGCGGUGA